GACCUCCUCUAAAUGUCAGAUGCGCACUUGAGCGUGACUGUUGUGAAUGUUUCACUUUCAUUUAUAAGGAAGAAGAUCAAAAUCUUGAACAUGGCCAGUGCAGAGCCCAUGGAGGUCGACAAACCUGACGACAUGAGACAAGAUCAAGAUGAAGCACACAUUGUUCUCUCAAUAAAGUGGAUAAAGUCUGAUGAUGAGCUACAAAAAGGGAAGAGGCUAGAGACUCGUCUAGAAAAAAUGCUUCAGACUUGGUUUAACAAAUGCAAACAUAAGGUGGACUGCUCAGUGGAAAGGAUGUUAAAAGAUGGGCGUGUUGUGAUAAAGACUAAACCAGUUCCAGUCCUGACUGAGCUUCAGAAACUGAGUAAACAAACACUAACUGGGAAGGAUGGAAAUUCAGUCACCAUAACAUCCAUCAGUCUGACACUGCCAUCUCCAGAGCUCGAUGCACAAGUACCAGAGGAUGCUUCAAUGAACAUUCCCCCAUCUGUGCCAGCUCCACAAACUGCGCACAUUCAACCAGGAAAGCAGAGUAACACAGGGUCUACAGCUGAAAAAGAUAGUGGCAUUUCCCCAAUGUCAGAGCCACAAACGGACCAAGUUCAGGUGGGGAAACAGAGUAGCACAGUUUCCGCAGGUGAAGAGAUGCACUCUUGUUCCGUCCCAGUGGCUCCUUUCUGGUAUGUGAACCACAUGUACGAAAAGGAAAUCAAACAUAUAGAAAAAAAGAACGGAGUUAAAAUCAUGGCAGAUUUGAAGGUGAGAUUUGAAGAAGACCAAAAACAUGGGAGACCAGACAAUGCUCUCGAUGAGUUUGCAAACCUCGUCCAGAAGAGCUUAGCUGAAUCCUGUGGCUCAGUUAUUCCUCUCAAGUUCAUAGAUCCAGAUCAGUGGGGCGAUGCACUGAAAACAAUCCAGGAAAAAGAAAACAAGCUUUUGGUUACUCUGACCUCUGAAACAAUGACUGUACGUGGGCCAACACAAAGUCAAGAGGCCAUGAAAAAGUUAUUAAAUGCAGAUACAGAGCAGAAAAAAAGCGUAGAUACUUCUCAUGAAGAGAAUGAAAGAGAGACUCAAGACACAUCAUUGAAGAUUGACAUGACCACCAAAGACCAUCUCAUGCAUAUGGGACUAACGAUGGAGGAGAGCUACUGGAAGGUGAUGAUUACCUCUUACAGUAAGAAGGUAGCAAAGAUCAAAGAUAAGUUUAAUGUGGACCUGAAAGAAUCAGACGUUGGUCAAGGCAAAGUCAAUGUCAAAGCUGUAUACAAGAAAGAUGAAGGAAAUGCCUCCAUGGAGAGCCAUGCUAUGAGAGAGCUUUUCCAUUUGUAUCAGAAAACUGCCAUGUCUCCCAUGAACUUCUCCCAGUCCAAUGCUGGAAUGUGGGGUUUCUCAUGGCUAUGGCAUCAGCACAAUCUGGAGCUGAACAUGCUUGAGACUGUAGAGAUGACAGUGGACUUCAGGAGACAUCCCUCAACACUUCCUCCCCUCACCAUAUCAGGCAGCCCGGUGUCUACUGUGGAGAUCUUCAAGUUCCUGGGUACAACCAUCUCCCAGGACCUGAAGUGGGAGACCAACAUCAACUCCAUCCUCAAAAAGACCCAGCAGAGGAUGUACUUCCGGACUUUUUGA
Messenger RNA from Pundamilia nyererei, 1632 nucleotides. RefSeq lists its product as uncharacterized. NCBI's taxonomy places the organism in Eukaryota, Metazoa, Chordata, Actinopteri, Cichliformes, Cichlidae. Gene Ontology annotation, molecular function: methyltransferase activity; 2-oxoglutarate-dependent dioxygenase activity. The transcript is spliced from 7 exons. The coding region runs from base 13 to 1632 and encodes 539 amino acids. The record is from RefSeq and is a predicted model, not a curated record.